AUGUACCAGAAGGACAACCUGGAAAUGAAGAUGAAGAACCACAAACCAUGCUAUAUUUCCUGGUUCAAACAAGUUGUUUCCAUACUGCCAGCAGAGAAGAUUAAGACUGAAUUGAAGGCAUUGGCUAAGGGGAAGGGGAAGGGACAACAUUCUCCAUCACCAUCUGUCACAGCUUCAAUUUCACAUAUACCAUGGAUCAUUGACAAUGACCAGAAGGGUCACAAGACAAAUCAUCACUUCAUCAUGCAGUCAUGUUUGGAGCUACUUAUACUCCAUCAGCACUCCUAUCAUUUACUGGUUUUCCAGUCUCUUAGAGUUACUCUGCAUCCUGAGGGACCUUUUGGAGUGCAAGUGUUUGCAACCUAUCUGAAGAUAUAUCUCAAAGGCAUUCAGAUUGGCCUGUGGAAAGGGAAUGGGUAUCCAAAGAACUUCGAAAUAUCUGGGACUGUACUCCAGGGCAACUCCAUAACCCAAUCUGUUGAGGGUUGCUGA
This is a messenger RNA of Suillus subaureus, 492 nucleotides long. RefSeq lists its product as uncharacterized. The coding region runs from base 1 to 492 and encodes 163 amino acids. The record is from RefSeq and is a predicted model, not a curated record. The transcript is spliced from 2 exons. Lineage: Eukaryota; Fungi; Basidiomycota; Agaricomycetes; Boletales; Suillaceae.